Messenger RNA from Perkinsus marinus ATCC 50983, 234 nucleotides. RefSeq lists its product as hypothetical. The transcript is spliced from 2 exons. The record is from RefSeq and is a predicted model, not a curated record. NCBI's taxonomy places the organism in Eukaryota, Perkinsozoa, Perkinsida, Perkinsidae. The annotation marks the transcript as partial.
GCACAAGGUUCAGGGACAAGAUGCCCUCGAGAAAGAUCGCCCUUUUCCAUGAUAUUCCACCAUGCACCGUCACAAGUGGCGCCAGAGGAGAGGCUCUGUGAGACUAUAGCUGGCAUCGCUCGGGCAUCCCUUAGAGCUGAACAGGCCCUACUGCCCGCGUUAGAAGACGAAGCGUCGCUGUUGAGGCUAGAAGGAGAGAGCUCCUUUGAAAAGGCAACUGCGUCUCUGGUGAAG